Molecule: messenger RNA, 503 nt
Organism: Bombus pascuorum
Lineage: Eukaryota; Metazoa; Arthropoda; Insecta; Hymenoptera; Apidae
Product: U6 snRNA-associated Sm-like protein LSm5
Exons: 3
Coding region: 97-372 (91 amino acids)
Biological process (GO): mRNA splicing, via spliceosome
Cellular component (GO): U4/U6 x U5 tri-snRNP complex; Lsm1-7-Pat1 complex; U6 snRNP
Molecular function (GO): RNA binding
Source: RefSeq, a predicted model, not a curated record
UUAUCUUAUUCCCGCUAUUUCCCGAUGAAAUAAAAAAUAACUUGUGCUGUUAUUUUUAUUUUUAAUUAUCUUAUAUCUCACUAACGCUUUCACAUUAUGACGAGUUCUGUCAGUACAAAUCCAUCAACAUUAUUGCCUUUAGAAUUAGUUGACAAAUGUAUCGGUUCUCGGAUACAUAUUAUUAUGAAAAACGAUAAAGAAAUUGUCGGCACCUUGUUAGGUUUUGAUGAUUUUGUAAAUAUGCUGCUCGAAGACGUGACAGAAAGCGAAGCAACACCCGAGGGACGAAGAGUCACCAAACUUGAUCAAAUACUGCUUAACGGAAGCAAUAUCACAAUGCUUGUACCUGGUGGAGAAAUGCCUGACACGUAAAAAAAAAUAACUUUCUCUGGUAUAUUUUGUACAAUAAAAAUUUGAUCUGUAAUUUACACAUACUACUACAGAAUAUUAAAAAUAUCUGUCGAUUAAGAAUAAUAAUUCAAAUAAAUAUUAAGAACAAAGUA